AUGGAGACUGCGGAACUUUGCUUUCCACAUCUCCACAACAGCUCCUGCAUUAAGUACCAGGCUAACAUAUUUGAGAUUAAUCUUGUAAGUGUCCUGCUCUCUCUGCUCUCCACUCUCACAGCUGCACUCAACCUGCUGGUCAUCAUCUCUAUUUCUCACUUCAGGCAACUCCACUCUACCACUAAUCUCAUUCUGCUGUCACUGGCUGUCUCAGACUUGAUUGUCGGCCUCGUGGACAUACCAAUUUUUGGUACAAUGUGGAAAGUAUGUUGGUACUUUGGUGAACUUUUAUGUGGUCUUGUCUACCUUGUGCCUUGUACCUCGAUUAUGGCUUCGGUUGGAACUGUAGUGCUCAUUUCAGUGGACCGUUAUGUGGCAAUUUGUGAUCCUAUGCAUUAUCCGACAAGAAUGACAGAAAAGGUAGUCGGUGUCAGUAUUUCAGUGUGUUGGAUCUAUGCUUUUUUGGCUGCGUCACAGGCACGAGCCAUACGUUCUAAUACUACAACUAUGAUAUCCAAAACUUCCAGGAAAUCGGAAAUUAAAGCUGCCAGGAAUUUGGGCAUUCUUGUGCUGGUAUAUCUGAUGUGCCACUCACCGUACUAUUUUGUAGCCUUCUCAGAGGCCAAUAUAUUAGUAUUUGGUGUUCCCAUUCAGCUUGUAUCUAUUUACUUAUACUUUUUAAAUGCCUGUAUUAACCCUCUCAUGUAUGCCAUGCUCUAUCCCUGGUUUAGAAAAGCCAUCAAACUCGUUGUCACAUUGCAGAUACUGAAGCAUGGAUCAUGUGACUUGAAAAUUCUAUAG
This is a messenger RNA of Periophthalmus magnuspinnatus, 801 nucleotides long. RefSeq names its product trace amine-associated receptor 6-like. Gene Ontology annotation, biological process: G protein-coupled receptor signaling pathway. The transcript is spliced from 3 exons. The coding region runs from base 1 to 801 and encodes 266 amino acids. The record is from RefSeq and is a predicted model, not a curated record. Gene Ontology annotation, cellular component: membrane. NCBI's taxonomy places the organism in Eukaryota, Metazoa, Chordata, Actinopteri, Gobiiformes, Gobiidae. Gene Ontology annotation, molecular function: trace-amine receptor activity.